Messenger RNA from Triplophysa rosa, 4635 nucleotides. RefSeq names its product huntingtin-interacting protein 1-related protein (gene hip1ra). Bases 257 to 3829 code for a protein of 1190 amino acids. The transcript is spliced from 33 exons. Gene Ontology annotation, biological process: actin filament organization; endocytosis; clathrin coat assembly. Gene Ontology annotation, molecular function: phosphatidylinositol-3,5-bisphosphate binding; clathrin-cargo adaptor activity; clathrin light chain binding. The record is from RefSeq and is a predicted model, not a curated record. Gene Ontology annotation, cellular component: clathrin-coated vesicle; actin cortical patch. Lineage: Eukaryota; Metazoa; Chordata; Actinopteri; Cypriniformes; Nemacheilidae.
CUUGUAUGUGAGUGCUCACAAAAUUAAAACAAAUAGUGAAACUAAGGUGGGUUAAGGAAAGAUGAAAUCUAUUAUAAAGUUUGUUUUGGUACAGUUUAGUUGCGUGUAAUCUCUGUCUGAGGAGACUCGUGUGUGUGAAGCUCUCAGCUGUGUGUGUGUGUGUGAGAGAGAAGCUUUGACGUCUCAGGUGUGUGUGUCAGGUCUGAAGUGAUCAUUUGAACCUUUGGUUUCCCCAGAGGAAGAAGAUCAGAUCAUCAUGGCUUCAAAGAAAAGUGAAUUAAAGAAAAAUGAGAAACAGGUGGAUAAAACUGAAAAAGCCUUAGCUGCUGAGAAAGAACAAUUCAUCAAACUACAGCUACACAGCAUCACAAAGUCCAUCACCAGUGCAGAGGCUCCUAUCAAAGAGAAAUAUGGACGCAACAUCAUUUUAGGGACAUAUAAGGAAGGAGGUGCCGUCACAUUCUGGUCUCACACCGUCAGUCUGCCGCUGUCCAGUAACGCCAUCCUGAGCUGGAAAUUCUGCCACAUGGUGCACAAACUGCUUCGAGACGGACACCCCAAUACGCUGCGAGACAGCAGAGGUCAAACCACCAGCAUCAGACAAAUGGGAAUAUUAUGGGGGAAUCUACAUGAUAGAUAUGGACAUAUAGUUGCUUUGUAUGCCAAGCUGCUGUGCAUCAAGAUCGACUUUCAUUUAAAGCAUCUGGAAAUCCCACCAAAUCUUGAAACCCCAGAGGAAGUUCUGGAUAAAUCCAUCGCCAUUGACAUCAAUAAAGUGUUUGACAUGACCGGUGAAGUUCUUGACUACAUGGAGGCAGGACUGAAGCUGCAAGAAACCGUCUUCCGUCAGAUGGAGUCUAAUUCCACCAGUUCCACCACAGCAGUGGGUCAGUGUCGUCUGGCACCGCUGGUUCCGGUCAUUCAGGACUGCGGUCCGCUUUAUCACUUCCUGGUCAAACUUCUGUUUAAGCUGCACAGCCGAAUACCUGUGGACGCUCUGUUGGGACACAGGGAACGAUUCCGGGAUCAGUUCAACAGCCUGACGCAGUUUUUCGAGCGAGCGAGAGGCAUGGAGUUUUUUAAGAGUAUCAUUCAAAUCCCAGAUCUUCCCAGUGAGCCCCCAAACUUCCUGCGAGCGGCUGCUUAUUCAGAUCACGUGAAGCCGGUGGUGGUUCAGAAUCACAGAAUGACUGAAGACGACGACACUGACACUCAACUGGACUUUAAUGAAGGACAGUCGUAUCAAAUGUAUUAUGGUUACAACCACUUUGAUCCUACAAGUGAUAUACCAGAGCAAAGGGAGACGGAAGCGGACAGUCUCAGGAAAGAACUUGAGAUGGUGAAACCAGAACUGGAGUUAAUGAAAGUGGAGGCUCAGCGUGCCGUGGUCCAGCUCAAGACGCAGGUGAAUAAACUGGAGGCGGAGCUGGAGGACCAGCGCACGCACAAGCAGAUGGCGAUGGUGGAGAACGAGCGUCUGCGCAUGGAGAUGGAUGCUCUGAGGACGCAGACGGCAGUCGCAGCCAGCCUACAGGCCACGGUCGAGGACGCGGGCAGCAGAGCUCAGACCGCUCAGAUGCAUUUCACCCGACUCAAAGAGAAACAUGCCGAACUGGUCAGCAAACAUGCUGACCUCAUGCGGAAGAACGCAGAGAUGGUGAAGCAGAUCAACAGCACUCAGCAGGCUCAAGGAGAGCUUGUGACGGCCCGACAGCUGACGGCUGAGAUCGAGAACAGCGCUACUCUGGAGGCACAGAGAGCAGAAAUCGAACGGCUAAAGAACGAGUUACAGACCGAAAGAGCUGAAAAGUCACAAGUCCAUAAUGCUUUGCAGAGCAAAGAGAAGACAGGAGAUCAGUUGAGCAGUGUGUUAGUGGGUCUCCAGGUGGAGAAAGAGGCUCUUCUGCGUACAAUUAAAGAACAGGAGGCUGAAAUCGCCACCUUGCGUCAGGCCGUUCAGCUCCAUCAGACCUCACUGCAGCAGGAGAGAGAGACACAUCAGAGAGAGAUGACAGCACUGCACAACCAACUACAGGAGAAAAUGUGUCGAGAACAGGAGCAGCAGAUGGAGAUGGAGAAGCUGAGACGAGAGCUGGCGGAGAAGCGAGCGGAGGUGUUGAGAGCUCAGAGCGCUCUGACCACUAAAGAGACGGCAGGAGAUCAGCUGAGCAGAGUGUUGGUGGGUCUGCAAGCGGAGAAAGAAGAUCUUCUGCGGUCGGUGAAAGAACAGGAGGCUGAAAUCUCUACCCUGCGUCAGGCCGCACAGCUCUAUCAGGAUGCUCUGUUGCAGGAGAGAGACAGAAGUCAGAGAGAAAUGGCAACACUCCACAACCAAAUGCAGGCCAAGUUGAGUCUGGAUUCAGGAGCGUUGAAGCAGAAGUUACAGGAUGAGCAGUUCAGUCUGUUGCAGUGCGCUGUGGUUGAGGCCGAGGGUAUCGUACUGGACGCAGUGGCCAAACUGGACGAUCCGGUUCAUGUGCGCUGCAUCAGCACGCCAGAUUAUUUGAUCAAUCGGGCUGAGCUGACAUUGGCAUCCAUUGAUAAAAUGCAGCAGAGUCACGCGGGAUAUUUGAGAAACAUGGAGGAUGCCAGCGGUAUGUUGAGGUCGGUCACUCAGUUCUCUCACCUCAUCGCUGACACCAUUGUGAACGGAGCGGGCGCCGCACAUUCGGCACCGACGGACCAAGCAGACCGUUUGACAGAUAACUGCAGGGAUUGUGCGACCCACUGCCUUCAGUUUUUAAAAGAGCUCAAGUUGAAGGCCACCCUCCCGAGAGCAGACCCCACUGGCGUCCGCUGCAUGGUCCAGCGCAUCCUCAACCAAGGCCAGGACCUGCUGCCCAGAGGCGCAGAUGUACGGAAGGAAGAGCUCGCUGAUAUGGUGGAUAAGGAAAUGGCUGCAACUUCCUCUGCCAUUGAAGACGCUGUGCUGAGGAUGGAUGAAAUACUGAGUCAGGCGAGGAGAGACACCUAUGGAAUCAAACUGGAAGUGAAUCAAAGCAUCAUUGGCUCCUGCUCGGAUCUAAUGAAGGCCAUACAUAUGUUGGUAACGGCCGCCACUGACCUACAGAGAGACAUUGUGGAGAGUGGACGGGGUGCCGGCUCCGUCAAAGAUUUCUAUGCUAAAAACUCCCGCUGGACAGAGGGUCUCAUUUCCGCCUCAAAGGCUGUGGGAUGGGGCGCUACACAGAUGCUAGAAUCAGCUGAUAAAGUGGUGACAGACAGAGGAAAAUAUGAAGAAUUGAUCGUCUGCUCUCAUGAGAUCGCCGCCAGUACGGCUCAGCUCGUCGCUGCCUCAAAGGUAAAGGCAGAUCGAGGAAACAAGAAGCUUCUAACGUUAAAACACGCCUCCAGGCACGUGAAUGACAUGGCCGCUGUUGUAGUGAAGUCUACUAAGGCAGGACAAAUGCAGAUUGAGGAAAAAGACUCUAUGGACUUUUCGGGCUUGUCUCUCAUAAAGCUCAAAACUGAGGAGAUGGACUCUCAGGUGAAAGUGUUAGAGUUGGAGAACCAGCUGACACACGAGCGCGUCCGGUUGGGAGAACUCAGGAGGAAACACUACGAAAUGGGCGGAAUUCCAUUGGACUCAGCUUCAGGGUCAGCAAUGAAUGAUUUUGACAGUUCACUUCCUACAGUCUUUCCUGACCCGCCCACGAUGGAGCUGCCCAGUCUGGAACCGUACGGACCGGACUCGACGAAAUUAGAACCACUAAGACUCAACCCACCCCGACUGGAACCGGCGAGAUCAGAACCGCCAGCGCCAGAACCUGUCAAAAACACGAACUCUAAACGAACGUUCUUUCAUAAAUUUAGGAAGCCUCCCCAAUAACGCUUUGAGUAUUAAAACUGCUCGUCUGUGACUCAUAUGUUACAUUACAUUGACAUUCAGAUUUCGAGUCGUUUGUCCUGAAUGUCUUCCACAGUUUAGAGCCCGAGACACAGAUGUGUGAAGAAGCCAUGAAAAAAUGCAUUAUUCUGGAAGAUAUUUCUAUAUUUUUGUCAUUGGAGCUUUUGUAUUCUAUUUUGUCAGUGUCCUGAGAGACAGUGAGGUUUGAGUUAAAAACCUGAACAUUUAACUCUUUAUUUAACAAACCGAAAUUAAAGAAGUUAUAGAUGUUAUCAUCUUGAGCCAGGAUUCUUCAUUCGUAACUGCAUUAUUAACCUAAAGUACCCCAUUAGAUUUGAAAAAUCUUUACAUCAUUUGCAUUAUUUGUCUAUUUAAUUAUUUAAUCUAAUGAAUUUAAACUAAUGUAAUGUGUUUGUAAAAUUAUGUAAAUGCUGCAUUUUUUUUAUGUGGUAAUAAAAACCAUUUGUAUUUUGGUGUAAAUUAUCUUUUUUUUAGUUUUUGUACUUGUUAGCAAAUUGCUAAUUAUGUCAGAUGUUGAAAUAUGAAAUGUAAUUAGGCUGAUAUGUUACCUCACAAACAUCUUUGUUUGUUUUAAGAAAGUCAUAGAUGCACUGAUCUGACACAUUGUUUAAUGCAUGUCUAAACUACGAAGACCAUAGUUAAACCGUGAUAAAUGAAAGUACUGUCAGAAUUAUAAUAAAAUGAAUAUAUAUAUAUGUAUAUUACAGUUAGAAUUACAGUUAUUAUUAUAUUCAUUUAAUACGAAGUUUGGGAAAUAAAUACAUAAA